This is a messenger RNA of Tachysurus vachellii, 2835 nucleotides long. RefSeq names its product transmembrane 9 superfamily member 1 (gene tm9sf1). The record is from RefSeq and is a predicted model, not a curated record. Gene Ontology annotation, cellular component: membrane. The coding region runs from base 241 to 2043 and encodes 600 amino acids. Lineage: Eukaryota; Metazoa; Chordata; Actinopteri; Siluriformes; Bagridae. The transcript has 9 exons. Gene Ontology annotation, biological process: protein localization to membrane.
AGAUCAGCGGCUGUAACGCGCCUGCGUGAGUUAGUGAGCUGUGUUGAGGUUGUUCGGUAGUGAAACAGUGAGUUUAUUACACUAACAGGGUCACUUCUGGACCUUUAUGUGUGUGUAGAGAACAUUAGUGUGUAAUUUAGCGGUCAUUAACAUAUGAGGAGUCUGUAACACGCCCAUCCCGGAAAUCUGCCUGUAUGUUGGUGUUAAGGUGACGUGGAUACUACAGGACGUGUUGGGACAAUGACGGCGAAUCUUUGCUGGUCCGUGGGCUUUCGGCUGCUUCUCCUGUGCCUGUUUCCACAAGUUGCCUGGACAGCUGCUUACAAGGAAGGCGAUCCUGUCGUACUUUACGUGAAUAAAGUGGGGCCUUAUCAUAACCCCCAGGAAACCUACCAUUAUUAUACACUCCCUGUCUGCAGACCCAAAGAGGUGCGUCAUAAAGCCUUAAGUCUGGGAGAGGUUUUGGAUGGUGACAGAAUGGCAGAGUCUUUAUACAACAUUCACUUCAGAGAGAACAUAGAAAAGCAGACACUAUGUCAGCUCACACUGUCGGAGAAAGAGGUGGAUCAGUUGAGAGAAGCGAUCGAAGAGCUGUAUUACUUUGAGUUUGUCCUGGAUGAUAUUCCAGUCUGGGGCUUUGUGGGAUAUAUGGAGGAAAGUGGAUUCCUGCCUCACACACACAAGGUCGGCUUGUGGACCCACUUGGACUUCAAUAUCGAGUAUAAUGGCAACUCUGUGAUUUUUGCCAACGUGUCUGUAAAAGAUGUGAAGCCGGUGCCUUUGGACGAAGGAGGAGGUGACGGGGCAAAUGUCAAUAAUGGAGGUCUCGUAGUUACUCACACCUACAGCGUGCGCUGGUUUGAGAGCCUUCUGCCCCAUGCGCGCAGAGCCGAGCGUCUCAGAGACUACUCCUUCUUUCCAAAGACUCUGGAGAUCCACUGGCUGUCAAUCAUCAACUCAUUGGUGCUGGUGGUGCUGCUGCUAGGCUUCGUCAUCAUCAUCCUUAUGAGGGUGUUGAAGAAUGACUUUGCCAGAUAUAACGUAGAGGAAGACGGGACCUGUGAUGAUCUGGAUCAGGGUGAUAACGGCUGGAAGAUCAUUCACACAGAUGUCUUUCGUUUCCCACCGUAUAAAAGCUUGCUGUGUGCGGUGCUCGGAGUCGGAGCUCAGUUUCUCACUUUGGCCACCGGAAUCAUCAUCAUGGCACUGUUAGGGAUGUUUAACGUGCAUCGCCAUGGAGCCAUAAAUUCUGCAGCGAUCGUAUUGUAUGCGCUGACUAGCUGUGUGUCGGGAUACUGCUCGUGUAGCUUCUACACCCAGAUCCACGGUCAUCGCUGGGUUUGGAACAUCAUCCUCACCUCCACCCUCUUCUCUGCCCCUCUCUUUCUGACCUGGAGUGUAGUAAACACUGUACACUGGUGGAGCGGCUCCACACAGGCACUUCCUGCAUCUACGGUGCUCCUGUUGCUAGGUGCUUGGGUGCUUGUGGGUUUUCCCCUUACAGUCAUUGGGGGAAUUGUGGGUAAGAACCGUGCCGGCAGCUUUCAGGCUCCGUGUCGCACACGCAACAUUCCACGCCAGAUCCCAUGGCAACCGUGGUACAAACACACAGCUGUGCACAUGGCCAUAGGAGGAUUCCUGCCUUUCAGUGCCAUAUCAGUGGAGCUCUACUACAUCUUUGCGACCGUGUGGGGUCGGGAGCAGUACACGCUUUACGGCAUCCUGCUCUGUGUCUUUGCGAUCCUGCUGUCUGUUGGAGCCUGCAUCUCUGUGGCUCUCACCUACUUCCUGCUUUCAGGUGAAGAUUAUCGCUGGUGGUGGCGAAGCGUCCUGAGUACCGGCUCCACCGGCAUAUUCAUAUUCGUCUACUCACUUUUUUACUAUUGGAAUCGGUCAAGCAUGAGCGGUCUGGUGCAGAGCAUGGAGUUCUUCGGCUAUUCCUUACUCACAGCGUUCGUGUUCUCGCUCAUGCUGGGGACCGUUUCAUUCUGGGCCUCUCUGGCGUUUAUCCGUUACAUCUACUGCAGCCUGAAGAUGGAUUGAAGAAUGCUGACAAAUGUUUUGUUUCGUUUCUGGACGUCAUUGCGACAUCAAACUGGAGGGUAGUUUAUUGUUCAGAAAAUGGAUUAUAAACUCUUUAAAACAUUUGAGAUUUUCUCAAAGAGAGACUGAUGCUUAAAUAUCCUAAGAUGCAUAUUUCAUUUAAAUUAUAUGAUCAGUAAAUAUUUGCUUUACAAUAUUUGUAUUGGAAUGAGCAGAGCGGAAAACUGCUGCAUGUUCAUUUACUACAACAAAAGUUUACUGAAAUUGAAUCUUGACUCCUUUAGUCACGGUAUUUGGUUCGUCCAGUGCACAGAACUAGUACUUAUGGGUUUAAUGUAUAGCUUUGGGUUAUAAUAUGUUUCAUAGGUAAAGUAUAUAAACGUGUGAAGAGAGACAUUUAUAAAGGGACAGGAUUUUAAACAUGGCAUCAACAAUAAGGUUCAUUAAAACAUUAAAGGCUCAUGUUAGCUGGUACGGCAGUGAGGACUGAGCAGUGAAUAUUUAUUAUUAAGGGAAAAGAUUUAGAAAGGAUUUAUGAUGAGAAAGUGGAAACAAUCAGACCGACUAACAAAAGUAAAAAGAAGUAAAACUAUUCAUGCUGUAUUACGUGUUAUAGCAUGAAUAAUCUUCAGUAAAUGGAAUCUCUAGUUUCUCUCUCUAGUGUCUUUGGUGUGAAACAGGACGAAUGUGGGAGCAAAAUGUUCUAUAGUCACCAUUUACUGUGAUCUUAUUUCAGAUGUUCAUAUACAAACUUUUCAAUAAAAGCUUCCUUUUUCCUACAAAAAAAAAGAA